Molecule: messenger RNA, 1899 nt
Organism: Symbiodinium sp. CCMP2592
Lineage: Eukaryota; Dinophyceae; Suessiales; Symbiodiniaceae
Source: the annotation of a GenBank genome assembly
GAAGAAGAAACGGAGGAAGAGUUGGAAGAUCUGCCUGAAACGGAAAAGGAGGUGGAUCCCCUUCGUCAUGCGAGGAUCCGGCGUGAGAUAAACGGCAGGCCCUUCAGAGGCCGUGUGGAGGACAUUGAGCAGGGCAAGGUCUCUCAUGAAAGAUUGUACCGAAUAAGAUAUGACGAUGGCGAUCUGGAGCACAUGACCCUCGAGGAGGUGAGCCGGUUCGAGAUCGGAGAUGACUACAGCGAUCGCGGCAGCUGGUUCGGGAACUGCCGUGGCUACAAUGACUACGACCGCGAAAGCUACGACGGACCGUUGCUCACUGGUGAGGCGCAAACAGCGGGAAACCCGCUAGUGGCGAACCUGGAGUUGAGCAAGAUGGCCGUGGAACGCGCGAGGGCUCUUCGACCCAAGAGCUCCACUGUGUCAGAAAUGCUUGCGGAGCUGUGCUAUGCUCGUUGGAUCUUCCUGCGCAGCAACCGUCUACCUUUGGAGGCGCAGCACCUAAUUCGCUCGUUCCUGCUGAGCCCGACACAAGAGAUGGCUGGCCGAAGGAUUGUCGGCUUACAUAACGGGCAUGAUUUUGACUUCCACUCGAUGGCAAGCUUGCCGGCCGGCAAACUCAUGUGCCAAGUGGGCAAGGACGGGGACGGCUGUGUCGACAAAGUGUGGUCUUUGGCAGACUAUUGCACAAGCCAAGGCUGCCCUGUUUCCGAAGAAGCUCCCGUGGCUCUUGCUACCCGUGCUUUGUACGAUGACGAGACGCUGAUUCCUUUACCCGCUGAGUUUGCCGCGCUUGUUCCAGGCGAUGCGUCGCCUGCAGAGUCUGUCUUCGAUGACAUGGAGUCAGCCGACGGGUGGUUCGAGGACAUAGAGCUGUUCGAGGAAGAGGACAGCGGAGACAGUGAGCAGGACCAGGAGCACGAAGAGUGGCCGGCUCGCAGGCAAGGCAAGAUUCCACGAGACCCUGAGCGCCAUGUUCGACAGGGAGGCGAAAAAAGGGCUUGUGCACCACAGCUGCCACAGGAUGUUGAGCUGCGACACCAACUGGAGAGCGGCGACGUGGUAAGGCAAAAUGAUGGACGAUCCUGGAGCCACAAGAUUCGCGACCUUCUCCGGCAGGGCGCCAACCCGAUUCACUGCAUGACCCAUGCCGAGUCAAAGGAGCUGUCAACGUUCGAAAAGGUCGGCAAAGCGAAAGCCUCGAUGCAAACUCACCUGGACGACCUUCGUGCCGGCCGACUGUGCCGGCACCAAGCACACUUCUCGUACAGGUAUGCAAGCAACUUCGAGGCGAUCAAGAAGUCUGCACGAAACUUCAUGGAUCACCUGGGAAGCUUUGAUGAAGUCCUCGAACUCCUAGCGGCCGUGGUCAAGGUUUGGGAAAGAGCUGCUCCGGCCCCCGCCAUGUGCUGUUCCAAGGACUGCUUGCAUGGCCGUGGGGUCCUACGUCCCGACGCCGCCUGCCUGCUUCAAGCUCUGCAUGCCACUCCGUGCGCAGAGAACUCAGAUGAGACGGAGAUCCUGGCUUUGGCAGACAGGAUCUGGAACAUGCAGCAGACCUGGAAGGCAUCACCUCGACAACUGUGCUGCUGCAAAGCGGAGGAGGAAGCCAUGUUGGAGGAAGAUCAGCGAGCAAGGCAGCAGCGAAAGAAAGAUUUGGAGCGGCGAACCCAAGCAGAGCGCCAGCGGAAGCGAGCGGAACGGGCCGCACUUGCUGAAGAGCAGCUGCAUCAGAGGCUGUGUUCGUCCGAGCUCAAGAACGGCACUGGUCCGAGAUGCAACCUAUGCGGGGUGCGAGGCGAACACUUAUUCAGCAACACGCAGCUGAGGAAAGGCUAUCGCAAACGCUGCAGGCAGUGCAUGGAGGCUCAACAACUGGGUGUGGUUGAACGACACAUGUAA